UUUUUGCAGCUCUAGUAUACAAAUUGGCGAAUUGUUGUGUGGUGUGAAAAUUCAUAUUUCGCAAAUAAAUUAUUAAACCUUGUCAAUAAGUUCCUACGUACAGAGCACAAACGAGCUUAGCCCCGCCUCAAUUACAUAUCCACCGAAUUCACACACCGAACCAGCACCAAGGGUAGUUUUUCAUCUCGCGCGAGUGAGUCACUGGCCAGAUUUCCCCACCCAAAAAAAAAACAAAACAGCCGUCUUGCCUCGCAACCACUUGCCAAGCUCAAGUUCAAGUGAUCUCACCAGAUAGACAGUUCCGAAAUGGCCGCCGUGGAGAAUGCCGAGCCGCGCACUGAGCUCCAGGAGCUGCAGUUUAAGUCCGGCCAGGUGGCCGAUGAAUCCCUGGAGAGCACGCGUCGGAUGCUCGCCCUCAUGGACGAGAGCAAGGAGGCGGGAAUCCGCACGCUGGUGGCCCUGGAUGACCAGGGCGAGCAGCUGGACCGGAUUGAGGAGGGCAUGGACCGAAUCAACGCGGACAUGAGGGAGGCGGAGAAGAACUUGAGUGGCAUGGAGAAGUGCUGCGGCAUCUGCGUGCUGCCAUGGAAGAAGGUGAACAUCAAGGACGACGGCGAGAGCGCCUGGAAGGCCAAUGACGAUGGCAAAAUCGUGGCCAGCCAGCCGCAAAGGGUCAUCGAUGAGCGGGAACGCGGCGGCAUGGGUGCUCCACCGCAGUCCGGCUAUGUGGCCAGGAUCACGAACGAUGCGCGUGAGGAUGAGAUGGACGAGAAUCUCGGGCAGGUGAACUCCAUGCUGGGCAACCUGCGCAACAUGGCCCUGGACAUGGGCUCCGAGCUGGAGAACCAAAACAAACAGGUGGAUCGCAUCAAUGCCAAGGGCGAUGCCAACAACAUUCGCAUGGACGGCGUGAACAAGCGCGCCAACAAUCUGCUCAAGAGUUAAAUAUGCACAACGGCCACGUCCCGAAACCAUACCGAACAUGAACAGACACCACCUCCAUUUCAAUGUUGUUAGGGAAGGAAACCAAUGUUGUGGGCACAAACCGUAGCUGGUGGUAUUGCGUUAUUUAUACCAUAUAUUAUACACAUAUAUACAAG
Molecule: messenger RNA, 1100 nt
Organism: Drosophila mauritiana
Lineage: Eukaryota; Metazoa; Arthropoda; Insecta; Diptera; Drosophilidae
Gene: Snap24
Product: synaptosomal-associated protein 25
Exons: 1
Coding region: 307-945 (212 amino acids)
Biological process (GO): synaptic vesicle priming; exocytosis; synaptic vesicle fusion to presynaptic active zone membrane
Cellular component (GO): SNARE complex; plasma membrane
Molecular function (GO): syntaxin binding; SNAP receptor activity
Source: RefSeq, a predicted model, not a curated record